Messenger RNA from Orycteropus afer afer, 1499 nucleotides. RefSeq names its product integrator complex subunit 12 (gene INTS12). Gene Ontology annotation, cellular component: integrator complex. Gene Ontology annotation, biological process: snRNA 3'-end processing. Lineage: Eukaryota; Metazoa; Chordata; Mammalia; Tubulidentata; Orycteropodidae. The record is from RefSeq and is a predicted model, not a curated record.
UUGCAAUGGCUGCUACUGUGAAUCUGGAACUUGAUCCCAUUUUUUUGAAAGCUCUGGGUUUCUUACAUUCCAAGAGUAAGGAUUCUGCUGAAAAGCUAAAAGCACUGCUUGAUGAAUCCCUGGCUCGGGGCGUUGAUUCAAGUUACCGUCCAUCUCCAAAGGAUGUGGAGCCACCCAAAAUUUCAAGCACGAAAGCUAUUUCCAUUAAGCAAGAGCCCAAAAGUUCAUCUAGUCUUCCUUCUGGCAAUAAUAAUGGCAAGGCCCUCACAACAGAAAAAGUAAAGAAGGAAGCUGAAAAGAGACCUGCUGAUAAAAUAAAAUCAGACGUAAGUGAAGGAGUUGAUGUUCCAAAGAAACCUAGAUUGGAGAAACCAGAAACACGGUCCUCUCCCAUUACUGUCCAAACUAGCAAGGAUUUAGCUAUGGCUGACCUUUCCAGUUUUGAGGAGACUAGUGCCGAUGAUUUUGCCAUGGAGAUGGGAUUGGCCUGUGUUGUUUGCAGGCAAAUGACAGUGGCUUCUGGUAAUCAACUAGUAGAAUGUCAAGAGUGCCAUAAUCUCUACCACCAAGAUUGCCAUAAGCCCCAGGUGACAGAUAAGGAAGUUAAUGACCCUCGCCUGGUGUGGUAUUGUGCUCGAUGUACCAGACAGAUGAAAAGAAUGGCUCAAAAAACUCAGAAACCAGCACAGAAACCGGCCCCCACAGUUGUUUCUGUAGUUCCAGCAGUCAAAGAUCCAUUGGUUAAGAAACCAGAAACUAAACUAAAACAAGAGACAACUUUUCUGGCAUUCAAAAGAACAGAAGUCAAGGCAUCCACAGUUAUUUCAGGAAAUUCUUCUAGUACCAGUGUUUCCUCUUCAGCAACUAGUGGCCUAACUGGAUGGGCAGCUUUUGCAGCCAAAACCUCCUCUGCUAGCCCAUCAACAGCGAAAUUGAGUUCAACAACACAAAACAAUAGUGGGAAACCUACUACCUCAUCAGCUAACCAGAAGCCUGUAGGUUUGACUGGUCUGGCAACAUCAUCCAAAGGUGGAAUAGCUUCCAAAUUGGGUUCCAGUAACAGCACUACACCCACUGUACCACUGAAACCACCUCCACCUCUAACCUUGGGCAAAACUGGCCUUAGUCGCUCAGUUAGUUGUGACAAUGUUAGCAAAGUUGGUCUUCCUAGUCCAAGUAGUUUAGUUCCAGGAAACAGUAGCCAACUAAGUGGGAAUGGAAAUAGUGGAGCAUCAGGACCUAGUGGAAAUACCACUAGUAAAACCACUUCAGAAUCAAGCAGUUCUUCCUCAGCGUCCCUCAAAGGUCCAACUUCACAAGAAUCCCAGCUCAAUGCCAUGAAGCGAUUACAGAUGGUCAAGAAGAAAGCUGCCCAAAAGAAACUCAAGAAGUAAUGUGGCCAAGUCAGUUUUUACAUCACAUUGCCUAAAGAUGAAAAUCUUAUUAUUAUGACAAAAACUGUAAUAGACUGUAAUUUAAUAAAUAUCUUCAUACUCAAA